AUUUUGCAAUAAAAUGCACUUGUAAUUUGCAUCCAUUUAGAAAUCACCAAGAGAAUUCUCUAUACUUUACUACUCUGUACGUUACUUGGCUUUACUCGUUUCUUUGCUAAUAAAGGUCAUCAAUCUGCAUUGCCAUAACAACGAUUCUGUCAUCUAGACCAUCAGCAGUCGCGGCUGAUACGUCGUCAGAAUAACGUCGGACUGAUUCUAACUAAAGUGUUAAUAAUAGCAAGAUGGCUGUCGUUCUAUUAACUUUAAUUGUCGGAACACUUAUCAUCCUGUAUAUUUAUUUAACGAGAAAUUUGAGAUAUUGGGACAAACAAGGAAUUCCAUGUGCGUCUGGAGUUUUGCCUGGAGUGGGUCAUAUGUUAUCAGUACUGUGCUUGAAAAUUACGUACGCUGAACGUUUUCGUCGAAUGUACAAAGAGUACAAGAAUUUCAGCAUGGUCGGUUUUUACAAUUUUUCGUCGCCGUCGUUGAUGGUCAUCGAGCCGGAGUUAGUGAAGGAGGUGAUGCAGACUAAUUUUGCAAGCUUCCAGCAGAAUGCUAUCGCAGUGGAUUCUAACUUGGAUCCUCUAGUGGCCAAUAAUCCCUUCAUCGCGACUGGGGAGAAAUGGGUGACCGGAAGGAAGCGUUUGACUUAUGCGUUUUCUAGCAUGCGAUUGAAGAUACUGCUUGAAAGUGUUAAAUUGGUGUGCGUAGAAUUCGAAAGCUUCUUGGACAGAAAAUUGAAUAAAGCGGAGAAGAUGGAAUUGGAUCUGAAGGAAUUGUUCUCCAGGUACACCGCGCAGGUGGUAGCGAGCGCGGGUUUCGGCGUGGAUGGAUUGUGUUUCGAUGAGAAAGAGAGCAGCGCGUCCUUCAGAAACAUCGCCAAGACUGUCAUGGAACCAUCCGUUCGGAGUACACUUGUUUUCAAUAUCAUCAUGAUGAUCCCUUGGUUGAACAAGAUCUUCAAGAUAAGUUUCAUACCGAAGCAUGUCGAUCGUUUCUUCAGAGGGUUAAUCACGGAUCUUAUGAAGAAGAGGAGAACGGAGAAUGUACCUAGGAACGAUUUUCUUCAAUUAAUGGUUGAAUUAGAGCGAAUGGAGGGUGACAAGUUCGAUGUAGAGGUACUCGCGUCUCAUGCGUUAUCGUUCGUCCUUGACGGUUACGAGACCUCUAGUAGCAAUUUGAGUUUCAUCAGUUUCUACUUGGCUACUCAUUCGGAAGUGCAGGAGAAGUUACGCAAAGAAGUGGUGUCCGUACUCUCUCGAUACGAAGGCGUUCUCACGUACGAAGCUUUGAAGGAAAUGACGUACUUGGAUCAAGUAAUAAACGAGUCUCUGAGGGUCACACCCAUGGGGCCAGUUUUGACCAAGUAUUGCACAGCGAAAUGCGAGCUGAAGGGAUCCGAUGGUCUUGUCUGCUCCGUGGAACCUGGAACGUUAAUUUUAAUACCCGUUCAAGGUUUGCAGGAAGAUCCUCGGUAUUGGGACAAUCCUGAAGUAUUCGAUCCUGAAAGAUUCAGCCCGGACAGGAAACACAGCAUUGAGAAAUUCACUUAUCUUCCUUUCGGCGAAGGGCCGCGGAUCUGCGUCGGAAUGAGGAUGGCUUUGUUGCAGGUGAAAGCAUGUCUGGCUGUAUUCUUAAAAAAGUACAGUCUGGAGCUUUCACCUAAGACACAAGUACCCUUGAAGAUGCUGCCCGGAAAUUUCCUACCAACACCGAAGGGCGGUCUAUGGGCAUUUGUCCGACAGUUGUAAUCAUAAAAAUCUUUCUUUAUGAUACAUAAAGAUCUUUAUGAUAUAUCAAGAUUUAAGAUUUCAUGAUAUUAACAGCAAAAUAUAUAUAUCAAGCAUCAAUGGAAAAACAGAAAUUAUAUAGCAUCAAGCUAUUAUAAAUAGAAUUAUACUUACGUAUUGUUAAAUAAAGUUACUUUUAAAAAUCUAUAAAAUAAACAUUUUUAUGUAAAAAUAUGUAGAAGAAGAAACAAUUUAAUACUUGUGUUAAGCAUAUUCUUCUAGCAAGCAUUUUAAAAUUUUGUAAUUAAUGCUAGGUAUAGAUAAAUACACACAUACAAUCUCAUAUUAUGUACAAUCUCAUAUUAUAUUAUAUAUUAUAUCUCAUGUUAGUUAUAUUAAUAGUAAAAGUAUAUGUAAAACAUAAUUUUUAAUCUGUACUGUCUAAUUUUUUAGCAUUGCAUUAUAUCGUUAAGAAAUUUUAUAUAAGUAUUCUGAUUGUAACGUAUGCAGAUAGUACGAAAUAAAUUUAUCAAUUUAUUAAUUAGGGUAGAAAUAUCUAAAUAAGUAAUUCUUUUAAAUUUCGGAGGUCUCAAUUUCAAAUCUUAUUAAUGGUAAGCGUAUUUUUCAGAUACGAUGUAAAUUGAACCAAUUAAACGGCGUAAAAUAAAAAAAGAUUUU
Molecule: messenger RNA, 2399 nt
Organism: Odontomachus brunneus
Lineage: Eukaryota; Metazoa; Arthropoda; Insecta; Hymenoptera; Formicidae
Product: cytochrome P450 6a2-like
Exons: 1
Coding region: 234-1742 (502 amino acids)
Molecular function (GO): heme binding; monooxygenase activity; oxidoreductase activity, acting on paired donors, with incorporation or reduction of molecular oxygen
Source: RefSeq, a predicted model, not a curated record